GUACGACCGAAUCUCCAUCGCGGCCAGCUGCAGCGGGAGGGUCGCAGAGAAGCUGCAGUGGGAGAUGGAGCUCCGAGAGGACAUUCUACCAGAGGCCUCGCGAUCAGAGCGCAUUGGGCCCAGCGUCGGAAGCGUCUCGGGUCUGCUCCUCCUACUACGAAAGAGGAUCCAACACAGAUGGGAUCGUCCGUUUAUGGAUGAGACGUCCUUUGGUCUGCCCAGAGAUUGGAAGCGAGAAGAUCGGAACCUGCCGGAUGAGGAUGAGGUUGAGCUGCCCCGUGCCCUGAACCUUCGACGUCUCAACAGCAGAAGCCUGGAAGAGGCUGCCAAAGCCUCGGUCCUCGUCGUCGCCAUGCGAUAUCCCUGGUGCACAGCCUGCGAGGAGAAGGACAAGGCCUUCGUAAAGGUGAGCAAGGUAGCAGGUGCCAAGGAGGAGUUUGCUGAUGUGGUGUUCGGAGUCUUGGACCUCCGGGAGGAAAAGGACCUUGCCAGGAGCGUAUGGGAAGACGGCUUGCACCUGUGCCUCAAGAGCAAAUGCCCUCUUCAUGUCUUCAAGCCGGACGAGCCCCUCAAUGAGCCCUACACAUUUCAAGUGCAACUGCUCUAUGAGAUGGAUGAGGCAGCCAUGAUGGGAGACCCGAUGGCAGGAAUGCCGGGUCACACUCCCAAGGGCCAAACUACAAAGCCCAACUUCGACCGCUUUGAGCGGGACCUUGCCUUGCUGAUGCCCAGGGCCGUCUCUGACCUCUCCAAGACCAGCGAAGUUCCGGAGUUUCGACGGCGAUGGGAUACAGCUGUCAUCGGAGCCGGGGUGAAUGCAACCGCCUUCCGCCACGCAGCUCGGGAGCUGAGGGGGACGGCGGCUUUUGCAAUGGAAGCAACAGGCCCACUCAGAAGCUCCUCUAUCCAGCUCUGGAGGUCGGAGGUCCGAGCUGACACUCCGGCGAUUCCUUUUGAUGGUAGCCUGUCGCCUUUGAACGCGACUUACCUGGCACACUUCGCGCGCGUGCACGCGCAGCCGAUGCUGCAAAAUUACACUUGGGACUUGAGGGAUCAACUAGGAGCAAUCGGGAUGCCCGUGGGAGUUCUCUGGGUGAACUACUCAGAUACGAACAACACGAAUGCCACCACCGCUGCUCUUACGGCAUUUCGCAGCCUUUGCAGCAAGCGCCGAGGCACCAACGCCUCGCAGCACAUUCUUUGCUGCGUCAUGGACCAGUCCUAUUCCUACUACCAGCGCGAGUAUGGCAGCCACGAGCCCUAUCCUUUCCCCUUCUUCGGUGUUACCCGCAAGUUAGGAUUUGGCGCCGGGGACCGGUACGGUUACCCCUUUAAGGAGCCGGUGAACCGCACGGUGCUCGGCUUCUUUAGCAGCCCGAAGCGGGCCACAAGGGAGAUGUCCUCCUGGGUCGGGCGAGUGUUGGCCGGUCGUGUGCCGCCCUCUCACGAGUCUGGUCUCGUGACCAACAGCUCCAAGUGGCUACGUGGCCAAGUCUUAGACGUGGUCUGGAAGACCUACCAAAGAGAGAUUAAUGGCAGCACCUCUGAUGUGCUUCUGGAGCUCUACGACGACCAACGCAAAAGACAGCACGUCGCAUCUGCUGUGAUGGAUGUCCUGGCAAAGACCCUGAAGGACUACGCCGACAUUAAGAUCGCUCGCAUGGAGGUGAGUCAGAACUACGUGCCUGCCAUCUUCGGACGGAAGCAGUUCUCCAAGGAGACGGAGUACUUCUGGAUUCCUCCAAGCAUCGCCACUGGAGAGUGGACGCCCGGAGUGCCUGUGAAGUAUCCAGGAGAGGCUGAUGAGGCGUCUCCUGCAAAGCUCCUGAAGUGGUUCAAGAAGCAGACCAUGUCGCGCUGGUCUUUGAAAGAAGCCCUGGAGGUCUCCUCCGACAUCUCUGAGGAGGUUAUGGGCUACGCGAAGCUCCAGCAGCAAGCGGACGACCGGGCAGAGGAGGACAAGCAACAGAUGAUCAAGAAGAUGAUGACCACGCUCAAGAAGGAGAAGGGCAUGGUGGACGUUGGGGAGAUGAUGGGCUUGAAGAAGGCCGCAGAUGCUCUUGGAUCCGAGCCCUCGCCUCCAAAAGCUGGGAAAGGCAGGGCAAAAGCUCCGAAGCAGACUGACGAGCUGAGUGCAACAGAUGAAGAGCAGAAGAGGACAGCUCGCAGAGCGCAGCUGCAGCAGGAGGAGAAGAGGCAAAAAGACAUUGCCAAGAAAGACCGCGAGAAGCGGAAACGGCGGCUGGAGCUCGAGAAGCAGCGCCAGGUGCUUCCCGGAUACUUCAGAGGCAAGAACAUGAACAAGACACAGAUCAUGAUAGGGGGCGCGCAGCCGAGGUUCGCUUGGGGCCAGUCGAAGGAGCAGAUCCGCAUUUCUGUCGCCAUCCCGCAAGUAGACUCGGUGAAUGUCAGCCUGAAGAUAGACCAGGUUGACGUGCGAGCCCACGAUUGGCAAAGGCGGCCUUUCAUCCUCAGCUGCGAGCUUCGGGAGUUCGUUGCCCCCGCGAACUCCUCUUGGGCGCUGCGCAACUCAGAGGAGGUGAGCCCCCAACCAGACGGAGUUCUCAUCACGCUGCAGAAGGAGAUUCCCCAUCGCUGGGACCGCCUCGCGCAGAACCACACGGCGGUGAAAAACUUCCUCAAGAAAGACUGGGUCCAGGAUGAUGGGGACCUGGAGGAAGAACAUGAAGAGGUCGAGCUGCCCAGUGGUCAGAAUGUCAGAAAGGUCACAGCGGCGAGCCUGGAUCGCCUGCUGGAGCGGCACAGCCUGGUGGUCCUAGCUCCUCGCUUUCCAUGGUGCGACAAGUGCAAGGAGAAAGAUCGUGAGUUUACGAAAGCCGCGCGCCUGAGCCGUGACAAGGAUCACCUGGACAUGGUGGCGUUCGGAGCCAUGGAUGCGAGGGAAGAAAAGUAUUUCGCCAGAAGACACAAUGUGUCUUGCAGCGAUACUUGCGACCUUCUCCUGUUCAAGCAGGACGAGAAGACCGAACCAUAUCUGGUGCCAGGCCGCCGAUUUGCUGAAGAGGUGCAGAUUGAUUGCUACAAGCACCUGCUUCCGGUGGUCAGCGAAGUCGCGAACAAAACACAGUUUGACCGGGUCACCACUGCUUUCGACACUGCCAUCAUGGGCUUCUUCCACCUGGAGAAGAGCCAAGAUCCAUGGUACCCUCGCUUCCGAGCCGUGGCACGACAGCUGCGGGGCCACGCGCUCUUCGGGGCUGCCUUCAACGGCAGGCUUCCGCAGGACAUGGGCAUCGAGUGGGACUCCGAUUCAAGGCCCUUGCAGGAGCCGGGCGAAGAGGUCCAGCCGGCAAAGCCUUUGGUCCUGCUAUUCAAGCCGAAGGAGCAGAGGCAUGUGGAGUUCACUGGGGAACUGACCUUGGAAAAGCUGGCGCACUUCUCCAAGGUGCUAAGUCUCCCACUGAUCUCACAGUAUUCCCCCGAGGGGCGGCAGAAAUACCAAGAGCUGAAGGUUCCUCUGGGCAUGAUGUGGCUGGAUGGCGAAGGUGAGGAUGGAGAGGCCAACAAGGCAGCUACCGAGGUAUUGAAGCGCCUGGCUCUUCGAUUCUCUGGUCAUCUGGUCUUCGUGACGCUGAACAACACGCGGGAUGGGUUUCUAAUGCGACCCUUUGGUUUGGACCCACGGCGCGUGCCGGCCUUUGGCAUUGCUGCGGCCGAGGCCCCUGAUGCUGCCCGGUACGCGCUGGAUGAAACGUUCCGGAGCUGGGAUGAGCUGACUGGUUUCUGGCUGGACACGAGUCGGGCCUUUGACCGCAUCGAGUCUUGGUGCCACAAAGCGACGGUUGGCCCUGAACCAGUCUGGGUGGGCCCCCUUGACCUUGCAAGGGCCUACUGGGGCUUAAAAAUGUCUGCCUUCCGCAG
Symbiodinium necroappetens is the source of this 3882-nucleotide messenger RNA. The record is from the annotation of a GenBank genome assembly. Lineage: Eukaryota; Dinophyceae; Suessiales; Symbiodiniaceae.